GUGAUUGUAUUAGCCCAGCAAAACUACCGCUAAAAAAUCAACCCUCACCUACACAAGGAAAGCAAGACACUGUCGCAGCUGGGUUCAGUGAACCUCCACCAGAUACAGAUUCUCAAUUUGUGAAUUAAUUUCAAGCGAAAAAAUAAGAAAAAUGCCAGACAUUCCAUUUGUGCUGAACUUGGAUGGCCCUGAAUCCAUUUUCUAUGGCCACGACAUGUUCCCCAAUCGCAUGUAUCGUCGGCUGCACUCUCGGCAUCACGAUCCCUUGGAUUUGCAUACAUUGGGUAUGAUUGCCCAGUUGGGUGCACAUGCUCGUCAUCUGGUGGCCCAGAAGCACAGUGGCGAAAUAGGCCACACCCGAUCCACUGGCCAGGACAAAGAAGGCAAUUAUCAGGUGCACCUCGAUGUGGGGCUAUUUGAGCCAGGUGAGCUGAGCGUCAAGCUGGUGGAUAAUUGCGUCAUCGUUGAGGGGAAGCACGAGGAACGUGAAGACGAACACGGACACGUCUAUCGCCAUUUUGUACGUCGCUACCCCCUACCCAAGGAGUACAAUGCAGACGCCAUCGCGUCAACUUUAACUGACGAAGGUGUUUUGACUAUAACGGUGCCCCCCUUAAAUCCCAAAGUUGAGGGAGCCGAACGCAUCAUACCGAUUAAACAUGUCGGGCCAUCCGAUCUCUUUGUCCAGAAGAACAAUGGGCAAAAGGAGUCAAUUGAAGGCGAAGCCAAGUAAACAGCACAAGCGGCAGCAGCAGCCAAUGAUGCACUCAAGUGAUUUACCAAGACUCUCGUUUUUAUUGCACUCUCAAUAUAAUCAAAUAAUGCACGCUACAUUUUUUAAUAAUUCA
Drosophila arizonae is the source of this 848-nucleotide messenger RNA. RefSeq names its product Heat shock gene 67Bc (gene Hsp67Bc). NCBI's taxonomy places the organism in Eukaryota, Metazoa, Arthropoda, Insecta, Diptera, Drosophilidae. Gene Ontology annotation, biological process: protein refolding; response to heat. The record is from RefSeq and is a predicted model, not a curated record. Gene Ontology annotation, cellular component: cytoplasm; nucleus.